CUAACCCCCUUCUUAGGCCACAACUGCAGCCGCUGGCUCCACCCAGCCCUGAAAACCUCUUCCUGACGUCAGGUUACACCCUUAAUUUUCACCUGUACUCUAAGGAAGGGGCCUCGUUUGCUGUUGCAUUAUGGGAACUGUAGUGUUCUUUUCCACGCAUGUUUAUGGGGUGGUGGUUUAUUCUGAAACGCUGUUUCUCUAGGGAUCCUGGAUGGCAGACGUGUAACUCGGCGUGACGAUGUGAUCAGAGAAACAUGGGCUCCCUGCUGUCUGCGUUUGGAAUUAACGUGAAGGAAAAAAAAGUAGAAGAGGAGAGGCAUUUGCGAGCUAACGACAGGGAGUUCAACCUGUCGUUUAAGUAUGCGAACAAUGCCAUCAAGACCUCCAAGUACAACGUGUUCACCUUCCUCCCUCUCAAUCUGUUUGAGCAGUUUCAAAGACUGGCCAAUGCCUACUUUGUCUUUCUUCUCAUCUUACAGCUGAUUCCUCAGAUCUCGUCUCUGUCCUGGUUCACGACUGUAGUUCCGCUGCUGCUGGUGCUGUCUAUAACUCUAGCCAAAGAUCUCUCUGAUGACAUUACCAGACACAAGAAUGACAAACAUGUGAACAACAGAAAAGUAGAAGUGCUCAUUGAUGGAGAGUUGAAGAGUGAAAAAUGGAUGAAUGUUCAAGUGGGUGACAUUGUCAAGCUGGAAAACAAUGAGUUUGUCACAGUAAGUUUAUAG
Sinocyclocheilus grahami is the source of this 725-nucleotide messenger RNA. RefSeq names its product phospholipid-transporting ATPase ID-like. Gene Ontology annotation, biological process: Golgi organization; phospholipid translocation. NCBI's taxonomy places the organism in Eukaryota, Metazoa, Chordata, Actinopteri, Cypriniformes, Cyprinidae. Bases 255 to 725 code for a protein of 156 amino acids. Gene Ontology annotation, cellular component: trans-Golgi network; plasma membrane. The record is from RefSeq and is a predicted model, not a curated record. Gene Ontology annotation, molecular function: ATPase-coupled intramembrane lipid carrier activity. The transcript is spliced from 7 exons.